Messenger RNA from Leopardus geoffroyi (Geoffroy's cat), 863 nucleotides. RefSeq names its product GVQW motif containing 3 (gene GVQW3). NCBI's taxonomy places the organism in Eukaryota, Metazoa, Chordata, Mammalia, Carnivora, Felidae. The transcript has a single exon. The record is from RefSeq and is a predicted model, not a curated record. Bases 120 to 752 code for a protein of 210 amino acids.
UGGUGAGGCUUCUGGAGGAGCAUUAAUAGCGACAUGAUUCCACUUGCAGCCCUAUAGAGAUUGGUUUCUCUGUCUUCCCUUACAGUCGUGGUCUUAACGUUCCUGUGUUAAGUGCCAGAAUGAGUGACCGCUAUCUAGAACAAAGGAUUAGUAUCAAAUUUUGCGUCAAAUUGAACAAGUCUGCAAGUGAGACCCACCACCUUUUAAAAGAAGCUUAUGGGGAUGAAGUCAUGUCCAGGGCCAGAGUUUUCGACUGGCACAAAAGGUUUAAAGAAGGGCGGGAAGACGUUCGAGAUGACGCCCGAAGUGGCCGUCCAGUCACCCACCGGACGGAUGAAAAUAUUCAGAAGGUUAAGGACUUGGUUUGUUCAAACAGGCGGUUGACAGUGAGGAUGAUGGCCGAAGAGUUAAAUUUAGAUAAAGAAACUGUUAGACUCAUUCUGAAAGAAAACUUGAAUAUGAGAAAAGUUUCUGCAAAAGUCCUCUCAGGUAUUUUGAAGGAUGAACCUCAGCCUGGGAAACUUGACUUUCGGUCUGAUCUUUCAAAGGAAACUAGGAAAAAUAGCUCGUGUGUAAGGAAAAAGAUAACAAGUUCUGAAACAUGGACUCAUCUCCAGUGUGAAGCUGGCGGGGAGAUACCUCUGCCUGUAUCUCAUCCCCAGAACCACUUCCCUGCCAGCCAGCUUCUGCAUGCUUCAUCAUCAACAAGCCUUCCCACCAGAGCAGCUCAGGACUGGUUCACACCAUGGUGAAAGGAAUGUGAGGCGGCCAAGCCCGAGGUAGAAAGCUGCCUCACAGUUGGGCACCUUCCUUUGCUGCCCCUCCAUUUUCAGUCUUUACCAUUCCUUCCCCCAUGUCACAGC